AGAGCGAGAAAAAAGAAAAGGAAAGGAGAUUCGAGAAGUAGAAGUAAAGAGAGGGAGAGAGAGAUGGAGUAAAUUACGGUUAAGGGUCUCUCCAUUUUGAUUCAACUUUUCUUGCGCCUAAUUUCCGAUGCCCUAACGGAGGUCCGAUUUACGGUCUCAAUCUCGCCGGAGGCGGAGAUAGGGGUUUUCCGAUGAUGGCUUCGAGUUUCAGAAUCGUCUUCCUCCUCCUCCUCGUCGCCGCCAUAGCCAUCGCUUGCUUUACUCUCCCCAUCCAAAAGAUUUUGAAGGACUUCUUGUUAUGGGUUCAUCAGGAUCUUGGCAUUUGGGGGCCAGUUGUGCUAGCUGUUGCAUACAUUCCAUUGACAAUCAUGGCUGUUCCAGCCUCAAUCCUGACACUUGGGGGUGGUUACUUGUUCGGGUUGCCCAUUGGCAUUGCUGCUGAUUCUAUUGGUGCAACUGCUGGAGCUGGGGCUGCAUUUCUUCUUGGAAGAACUAUUGGUAAGUCAUUUGUUACCUCCAAGUUAAAGGACUAUCCGCAGUUUCGUUCAGUUGCAAUUGCAAUUCAUAGAUCUGGAUUUAAGAUCAUUCUGUUACUUCGGCUUGUUCCCUUGCUUCCCUUCAACAUAAUGAAUUAUCUUUUGUCUGUGACUCCUAUUUCACUAGGGAAGUACAUGUUGGCUUCCUGGUUGGGAAUGAUGCCAAUUACAGUUGCAUUAGUAUACAUUGGAACAACUCUUAAGGAUCUAUCUGAUGUGACUCACGGCUGGAAUGAAUUUCCAAAGUCUGAUUGGGCAUUUAUCAUGCUGGGUCUUUUCGUAUCUGUGGUUCUCAUAAUUUGCAUUAUGAGAGUUGCCAAGGCUGCUCUAGAUAAAGCUUUGGCCGAAAAUGAGGAUUACGACGAUAUCACAUCGGGUCAACUACCAGUUGUUGCUGAUGUUCUUGUAGAUUUCAAGCAGCCUUUGAUACUCAAGAUAGACCCAACUGAAGAUAACCAUGAAAAAUGACAAUGAAAGCUUAUGGUUUGUAAUCUCUCUGUACAGUUCCAUAACUUAGGGACUUAGUUCCAUAAUCUGCUUUUAAGUAGAAGAAGAAGCCUGAUUUCUUUUGAUUGAGCAAUGUAUUAUUAGAGUGGCUUAGCUUGUGUAUUUUGAUUGGGGAUGAAUAUAUAUAUAAUAGCUUUUAGGCAGUCCCUUGAACUUUUCUGUAUCAUAUUUCUAGGAAAGAACAAAAGGAAGAUCUUGACAGAUUUCAUCUGCGAUGGAAACGAAGAGUAAAGUAAUCCAGAUUGGUACAA
Molecule: messenger RNA, 1294 nt
Organism: Benincasa hispida (wax gourd)
Lineage: Eukaryota; Viridiplantae; Streptophyta; Magnoliopsida; Cucurbitales; Cucurbitaceae
Cellular component (GO): membrane
Source: RefSeq, a predicted model, not a curated record